UUCUGUGAUUGAUUGAUGAUUGCAAUUUUCUUCGGUUUUUCGGAAUAUUCAAAUCGUGUGUUUCAUUGUCUACCAAAUUGUUACAGCAAAAUGUUUUUGUUAUCGAAGAUUGUUGCUACAUUUAUCUGGUUAAUCGUAAUUGCUUUCGACCAUUGUGAUUGCGGCCCAUCUUACACCUAUGAUCCCGCUUUAGCAAACGAACUAAAAAGUUUAUUGCAAACAAAUCCGAAUGAUUUGAACAUUUUUUUUCGUUGGGCUUACACCGUUCAAGAGAAAAAAACAACCGAUGUCUUGUUUGAAUUACGAUGCGACCUGUACAAACUACGCGUCCUCUAUCAUCAUCCAGAAUCUCGAAUUAUCUUAAAAAAAUUACCAAGUAGUAGAACAAAAAGUUUGUUGCAACGAAAUUCCUUGCAUUCAAAUUUUUCCACACAAAUUUAUUUUUAUCGACGAUCUGAUGAUUGUUUUGAAAUCGCUCAUUUCAUCAUACCAAUGCGUGAAUUAGAUCGAAUUGGACGACCUCAUGGUUUUUUCGAGAUAGUUCGAAAUCGAAAAUUUUACAUUGAAUUCAGCGAUUCCAAUUAUGGACCUAAAACUGCCAAUUUUCGUUGUUCAUAUCAAAAUUCAACCAUUUCGACGACCACGACUACGACUACAACUGCCUCACCUACAAAGACAAUUCUUCUAAAAUCUCAAGCAGCGGUAACAACUCAAACCAAAAGUCAAAACUCACGGCAAUAUGAAUUUUUGAAUCAUAUUAAUUCAAUUUUAGCUGAACAUACGAAAAUUCUGACUGAACAACGGCAACGAAUCGUUAUGUUAGAAGAACAAUUGUCAAAAUGUUGUCGAACAACGUGUGAUAACUUCAGUGUUUCUAUACACCACUGCAAUGACCACCAUAAUCAUCAUCAUCAACAUCAAACAUCAAAUGGAAAUUGUACAAACAUCGAACAGCCAAUACGACCUAAACAAACUUGUGCUCAUAAUCCAUGUUUUCAAGAUGUUCAUUGCUAUGACGAUCCUAUUACUGGAUUCCGUUGUGGGCCUUGUCCUACUGGCUUCAAUGGUGAUGGAAUACGAUGUGAAGAUAUUGAUGAAUGUCGUUACUAUAAUCCAUGUGAUCCGAUGGUAUCAUGUGUGAAUAUUGCUCCUGGAUUCUAUUGUGAAGAAUGCCCGAGAGGAUUUCGUAGCACAUUAAUUCGCGGUAUAGGUCUUGAACAGGCACAAAAAUUGCGACAAAUUUGUCAGGACAUUGAUGAAUGUCAAGAUGGUCGUAAUGGUGGCUGUGUAACGAAUUCCUAUUGCAUUAACACAGCAGGUUCUUACACUUGUGGCGAUUGUGUGGAUGGAUAUCAAGGAAAUCAAACUGUUGGUUGUCAUGAAAAAUCAAUGUCAACUGUAAUCUGUCCAGAUGGUUGUAUUUGUCAUCAAGACGCCUAUUGUGUUAAACGUAAAGGAAUGAUUAAAUAUGAAUGUCAGUGCAAAAUUGGCUGGGCUGGAGAUGGAAAACUAUGUAAUCUAGAUGGCGAUCUUGAUGGUUGGCCUGAUUUCGAUCUCGGUUGUGCCGAUGUAAGAUGUCGAGCAGAUAAUUGCCCUCAAAUACCAAAUAGCGGACAAGAAGAUACAGAUCAUGACGGUCUCGGAGAUGCGUGUGAUCCGGAUGCAGAUAAUGAUGGCAUAACAAAUUUCAAUGAUAACUGUCCAUUGGUUUACAAUCAUGAUCAACGCGAUAGUGAUUAUCGCAAUCAAUCCGCUGCCGAUAAAUAUGGUGAUGCAUGUGACAAUUGUCCAACGGUUCCGAAUCCCAAUCAAAUGGAUUCAGAUAAUGACGGCGUUGGUGAUGCAUGCGACGAUGAUGCCGAUAAUGAUGGCAUCCCAAAUGCAACGGAUAAUUGUCCAUAUGUUGCUAAUACCGACCAGAAGGAUCAAGAUCGUGAUCGUAUCGGAGACAUUUGCGAUAAUUGCCCUACCGUUUAUAAUCCUGAUCAAUUGGAUGCUGAUAAAGAUUUUGUUGGUGAUGCCUGUGACACUAAUAAUGAUAGAGAUUUGGACGGUAUUCAAGAUAAUCGAGAUAAUUGUCCAGAAAUCGCCAAUGCUGAUCAAUUGGAUUCCGAUGAUGAUGGUCUUGGUGAUGCAUGUGAUUUCGAUAAAGACAAUGAUGGAGUAUUUGAUCAUGAGGAUAAUUGCCCAUUAGUAUAUAAUCCUGAUCAAAAAGAUACCAAUCAUACAAGCGUUGGUGAUGCUUGUCGUGGCGAUUUUGAUGGUGAUGGUGUACCCGACAUAUUGGACGUUUGUCCAGAUAAUCGUAAAAUUUAUUCCACAGAUUUUCGAUCCUAUCAGAUGAUUGCAUUGGAUCCAAAAGGCACAUCUCAAGAUGAUCCCGAAUGGAUCAUUUUCAACAAAGGUGCUGAAAUAUUACAGACAAAAAAUAGUGAUCCAGGUUUGGCAGUCGGAUUCCAUUCAUUCGGUGGUGUAGAUUUUGAAGGUACCUUGUAUAUUGAUGAAGUUGAAGAUAACGAUUAUGUAGGAUUUGUAUUCAGCUAUCAAGAUAAUUCUCAUUUCUAUGUAAUGAUGUGGAAAAAAGCCGAACAAUUGUAUUGGGAAUCUAAACCAAUGCGAGCGUUCGCUGAACCUGGUAUUCAAUUGAAAUUAGUUCAUUCACCAUCAGGGCCAGGUGAAUAUCUAAGAAAUGCCUUAUGGAAUACGGAUUCAACUCACGGUCAUGUAAAACUUUUAUGGAAAGAUCCAAGAAAUAUUGGUUGGCGAGAACGUACUCCAUAUAGGUGGUUACUAUUACACCGGCCAAAAAUUGGCCUUAUAAGAUUGCGUGUUUUCGAAAAGGAACGUCUUGUUGCCGAUUCUGGCAAUAUAUUUGAUGUUUCUCUGAAAGGUGGCCGAUUAGGUGUGUUUGUAUUCUCACAAAAAGCGGUCAUUUGGUCGAAUCUAGUGUAUCGAUGCAAUGAAGCUAUCCCAGAAUUAAUUUACGAUCGAUUACCAAGAGAAUAUCAACGGCAAGUAGAAAUCGAUCAAAGUCGUACGUCCAUCAUGAUACAAGAAGAUAUUAUUGGCAAUCAUAUUUAAAUCGACAUUCGAUCAAAUGAAUAUUUUUAAAAAUAUCAAAGCGAUUUUCAUAAAGUUUUAAACAAUUUAACUGGAGCAGCUUGUAUUUCAACUA
This is a messenger RNA of Dermatophagoides pteronyssinus (European house dust mite), 3175 nucleotides long. RefSeq names its product Thrombospondin (gene Tsp). Gene Ontology annotation, cellular component: extracellular region. Gene Ontology annotation, biological process: cell adhesion. The record is from RefSeq and is a predicted model, not a curated record. Gene Ontology annotation, molecular function: calcium ion binding. Lineage: Eukaryota; Metazoa; Arthropoda; Arachnida; Sarcoptiformes; Pyroglyphidae.